CGCCGGGAAAUUUUGCUCGCGGUGGAUUUUUCUUGUGCAACGUGGGCAGGAUGGAGGCACCGGCUGUAUUAGCAUACCCCUCAGCUGAGGUCCUGAAGCCUUCCCUCCCUGAACUCAAUGGUGUUUCGCUCCACGACGUGGUGGUGACUACUUCGCCCAGUGUCAAAAACCAUCUUCCCAAGGCAGCAAAAGAAACAAAGGAGUCCGAAGCAGAGAUGUUCCGAUCCAAAGCCCCUCCUCCCAUAGGGCUCUGGACCACCAAGCAGGACGGGGAAGUCAAGCUGAGGAUGGACGAGAGCGGCAUCGGCUGCGAGCCCCCGGUCAGGGUCCACGAGCUGCUCCUCGAGGCCGUCCGGAAAUACGGGGACUUGGACGCGCUGGCCACCAAGAAGGGGGGGACGUGGACCAAGCUGACUUACAAGGAGUACUACACGCAGUGUCGGCAGGCGGCCAAAAGCUUCCUCAAGCUGGGCUUGGAGCGCUUCCACGGCGUGUGCAUUCUGGGAUUCAAUUCCAUCGAGUGGUUCCUGGCAGACAUCGGAGCUAUUCUGGCUGGUGGCUUUGCCGUUGGGGUCUACACAACCAACUCCCCCGAGGCCUGCCAGUACGUAGCAGAAAACUGCGAGGCCAACAUCAUCGUGGUGGAGAACGACAAACAGCUCCAGAAGAUCUUGGAGGUUCAGAAAAAACUCCCUCUCCUGAAAGCGAUCAUCCAGUAUGGUGAACCUAUCAAGGAGAAACUACCAAAUCUCUACAAUUGGAGUGAAUUCAUGACUCUUGGUGAUGUUGUCCCAGAUGAGCAGUUAGAUAAAGUAAUUGAGGCCCAGAAGGUGAACCAGUGCUGCACUCUCAUCUAUACCUCCGGGACGACUGGCCAGCCAAAGGGAGUGAUGCUGAGCCAUGACAACAUAACGUGGACCGCCCAGGCAGGAGGGCAGUUUGUUGGCUUGACUUGUGGCCUGGAGAGACAGGAGCUGGUGGUCAGCUACCUGCCGCUCAGCCAUAUUGCCGCUCAGAUGAUUGACAUCUGGCUGCCGUUGACCUUUGGGAUGCAGACCUUCUUUGCCCAGCCGGAUGCUCUAAAGGGCACCUUGGUGGAAACCUUGAAGGAGGUGAGGCCCACGGCAUUCAUGGGGGUCCCUCGGGUCUGGGAGAAGAUGCAAGAGAAGAUGAAAGCCGUUGGCGCCAAGUCGUCGGCCUUGAAGAAGAAGAUUGCAACCUGGGCGAAGGCGGUUGGCCUGGAAACCAACAUCAAGCGGAUGAACAACGGAACGAUUGAGCUCCCAAUGAACUACCGGCUGGCCAAGGCGUUGGUGUACAAGAAAGUCCGGAAGGCACUGGGCUUGGACCGCUGCACGAAGUGUUUCACAGGGGCUGCCCCCAUCACAAAGGAAACCUUGGAAUACUUCCUGAGCCUCGACAUUCCGGUCUAUGAGCUCUAUGGCAUGAGCGAGAGCUCGGGGCCUCACACGCUCUCUCAUGCAGCCAACUUCAAGUUGACGAGUUGCGGCAGAGAAAUCACAGGUUGCAAGACAAUGAUUUACAAACCGGACUGCGACGGCAACGGGGAGAUCUGCUUUGCAGGUCGCCACAUCUUCAUGGGCUACCUGAACAUGGAAGACAAGACCAAAGAAGCCAUUGAUAACGACGGCUGGCUACAUUCAGGGGACCUUGGGAAACACGAUCCGGAUGGCUUCCUUUACAUCACGGGGAGGAUCAAAGAGCUCAUCAUCACCGCAGGAGGCGAGAACAUCCCACCGGUCCCGAUUGAGGAUGCCGUGAAGGAGGCGGUGCCCAUUCUGAGCAAUGUCAUGCUGGUGGGCGACAAGGCCAAGUUCCUCUCCAUGCUGCUGACUCUGAAGUGCAACGUGAACGCGGAGACGGGGGACCCAGAGGACGACCUGACACCCGAAACCAUCGAAUUCUGCCGCAAACUGGGCAGCAAAGCUUCCAAAGUCUCGCAGAUCGUCACGACCAAAGACCCGGCUGUGCACAGCGCCAUCCAGAAGGGGAUCACAGCAGUCAACAACAGAGCCGUCUCCAACGCCCAGAAGAUCCAGAAGUGGGUGAUCCUCGACAAAGACUUCUCCAUCAAUGGCGGGGAGUUGGGUCCCACAAUGAAGCUGAAGAGACCAGUGGUGGUCAAAAUGUACAAACAGCAAAUAGACCAGUUAUACGCUGUGGAAACACCGGAUGCUAAAUAAUCACCAAACAAGCACAUAACCUCCGGCCUGCCUCUAUUAGAAGUCUAGUCUUUCUCUUCCCUCCCUCGCUGCUGUCCUUUGGUGAACGUGACCCUGUAUUUUGGCAUGGACUCGUCUCCCGCUUUUUGGUGUGGAAAGAGAAACGGACUCUUUCCUCAGUGUGUUACAAAAAACGAGGUUUCAAUAAAGGCAGCUCUCUGACCCAAGGCCGCUCCAGAAGUCUCUGGUUACAAAACAUUAGGGCUGUCCGUAGCCAUUCAUGUUUGUCCCUGAACUUGUUUGGAUGAUCCAUCGGGAGGACUCCGAGGCUACCUGUCUUGGCAACAGCUUUCUUCUAGCUGCUACGCGGUAACCCACUUUUGAGUCCCUUCCUCCAAAGACCGUGGCCCUCCACUCUUUAAAUGAAUGUACAGAGAACUCCGUUCUCUGCUUACGAUUACUUGAGCAUCACUUCUCUGUUCCUCUAUGUGUGUGUUUGAAAACAUUGUGGGGGUUCUUGGAAAAGGGGACAUGGCGAUUAAGCGUGUUCAGAUAAUUCCGGCUGAUGUGCCCGGACAAGGAAUUGACUAGCUUUAUACUGUGUGUGCAAUACUAUAUUCUUGGCUUGGCUUGGUUCAGACACUUAAAAGCCAUAAAAUGAUGGUGGUUACAGCAUGUCAAAGGACGUUUUGGAUAGAAGGAAAUCUGGUACAUGAGCCCCCCCCCCUCCAAGGGCUUGUGGUUGGGAUACAGGCGUCUGGCUUAAAGAAAUAAUCUUUGUGUGGCCCUUACGUUCACCUCAAAGAGGGGUAUAAGUAUAUGUUUGCAAAAUAUGUUUGCAGGGGGUGAAUUAAUUCCUCUUUAAGGAAAUGCACUUUUAGGGUCAAAUUUUACAUUGGCGUCUCUCUGGGGAUAUCGAGCACAGGGGACCAGGCUGGGACGUGGCUAGGCUAAUACUGAUCCUGACAUGAGCAGGACAAUGUAAGCAGAUUGUAGGAACUGGGCACUGAUGGAAGCAAAAACUCACUGUCCAUUGAGAAUUUGCACAGGCCUGGUGUGUUACUGAAGCGGGUUUGGGAAGCCAACGAGCACGCAGGGCCCCCCCCCCAGAAAUCUAAUCUCAGGUUGGGGUACUUUAAAAGCUGGCUGAAGGCCAGGUGUCCUCAUCGGGGACCCCACCGGACACGCUCACUGCAAGGGAAGGCUCAGUUUGGUCUGUGUCCUCAACGGAAAAGAAUCGCACUGAAUCAUGCACUUUUUGACGCCGUGAAUGGCCUGGCAGCUCAAGAGGUUGGCUGGGUUUUGUGUAGGAUUGUGUCCCCCCCCCCCCCCCUU
Molecule: messenger RNA, 3518 nt
Organism: Gekko japonicus
Lineage: Eukaryota; Metazoa; Chordata; Lepidosauria; Squamata; Gekkonidae
Gene: ACSBG2
Product: acyl-CoA synthetase bubblegum family member 2
Exons: 15
Coding region: 51-2204 (717 amino acids)
Cellular component (GO): membrane; endoplasmic reticulum
Molecular function (GO): long-chain fatty acid-CoA ligase activity
Source: RefSeq, a predicted model, not a curated record